GUGGGGUCCCUGAAUGUCAUGCGGCUUUUGCUAAAGUCAUGCGGUGUUCAGCUAAAGUCGUGUGACGAUUGCUAGAAUAACACGAGGUUUAGCUAAACUCUCGCGAUAUUUACGUAAAUUCACGCGACGUUUAGGCUUGAUCCAAAAAUAUAGUUCUGAGACAAACGACACUCAUAACAAUUUGCAGCCACAGCUGUCUCUCGAGCAGCAGCAGGCAUGUCUUCCUCUAGAUUUCGGAGUUGUACCUACCUACCUACCGUGGCACUUCAAAGGAGCAAGCAGCUGUGUGGGCGUAAGCAAAAAGCUGAAGAAACUGAACCAUCUACCAAACCUGAUAAAAUCGAUGAGCUAGCACACGACCUGUACCAAAAACAAGGAGAAGCAUACAGCAUGCCUCAAUUCCGUCUCUGGGCA
Molecule: messenger RNA, 414 nt
Organism: Geodia barretti
Lineage: Eukaryota; Metazoa; Porifera; Demospongiae; Tetractinellida; Geodiidae
Source: the annotation of a GenBank genome assembly